Messenger RNA from Cervus elaphus (red deer), 973 nucleotides. Its product is annotated as protein ARMCX6-like. The coding region runs from base 1 to 567 and encodes 188 amino acids. Lineage: Eukaryota; Metazoa; Chordata; Mammalia; Artiodactyla; Cervidae. The record is from RefSeq and is a predicted model, not a curated record. Gene Ontology annotation, cellular component: mitochondrion. The transcript is spliced from 2 exons.
AUGACGGAUAUUAAAACUUUCACUUGUGCUCUUGGCCUCUCCAAGGGCCCUUUCAUUCAGGGAAAAGUGUUGUUAGCUGAGCCCAAGGAUGCCAGUUUUUCAUUUAGCCGUGAUAUCAACAGUCAUUUGGCCAGCCUCUCCAUUGCUGGAAACACAAUCCCGACUCCCGACCCUGCUGUUGAGGAGGGAAAGGCUUUGUGUGCCCCGGAUAACUUGAAUGCCAGUGUUGAAAAUCAGGGCCAGAUGAAGACGUGCAUCAGCCAAGUGUGUCGGGAGACUGUGUCACUUUGCUGCAGCUCAUUUCUGCAGCAGGCUGGAUUAAAUUUGUUAAUAAGCAUGACAGUUAUUAAUAACAUGCUUGCCAAGUCCGUUUCAGGCUUGAUGUUUCCUUUGAUACCAGAGGGAAGUGAAUGUGCUGAGGGGCAGGUUGUGAAACCCCUGAUGGGUUUGUCUGAAAAGCCAGCCUUGUCGGGGGAGUUGCUGAGAGCCCAAGCGCUAUGCCCCUUCCCGCCCCUCUUUAUCAGGAACACAGACAGACAGCUUCUCUCAGAAACCCUGGCCUCUUAAGUGGCCCCUCGGACAGGGUGGGACUGAUCCACUCCAAAACAAAGCCCAGUCAAUGGGUGAACACACACUUGUGUUCUCAAAGACUCUGCAGUGGGUGCUAUUGAAGACCCAGCCUUAGCUGGAUCAGCACACCUCUGGGUGAAAGUUGCACUUGCUAAAUCCAGGACCACACUCGUACUGGUCAAGCAGGGGUCCCCGCAGAGCUUUGAGUAACCUCUUGGUUUUUCAGUCUGCAGGCAAUGUGCAUUGUAAAUUGCUCCCUUGCAGCCUUCUUCCUGUGGUAAAGAGGUCCUUUCAGCUGCCAGCUGUGGUUAAAGAACAACAUGUUCUAGCCUCGGUGGGGAUGCCUGGCCUGUGGUGGUCUCUGUGUCUAAGCUGGACCAUGUUGGGGAGACCAGACCCGUAU